This is a messenger RNA of Scleropages formosus (Asian bonytongue), 684 nucleotides long. RefSeq names its product troponin C, skeletal muscle-like. The transcript is spliced from 6 exons. The record is from RefSeq and is a predicted model, not a curated record. Bases 1 to 684 code for a protein of 227 amino acids. Gene Ontology annotation, molecular function: calcium ion binding. Gene Ontology annotation, cellular component: myosin II complex. Lineage: Eukaryota; Metazoa; Chordata; Actinopteri; Osteoglossiformes; Osteoglossidae.
AUGAGUCAGGCAGGAGAUCGUGGAAACCGUGAGAUCAAGCAAGAGAAGGGAAAGGAGAUGGGAGAACAGGCUAAGGACAGGUGGAACAGGAGCAGUAAAAACUCAGGAAGCACACUAGCAAUGAUCUGGGCUGAACAAGGUUCCACAUUUGAGUAUGCUCCAGACCGCCCUUUUAUGCGGUCGCUCUCUGAUCAGCCACAGCCCACUGACGCACAGAGCGAUGCUCGCUCUUUCCUAAGUGAAGAGAUGAUAACUGAGUUCAAGGCAGCGUUCGACAUGUUCGACUCUGAUGGAGGGGGUGACAUCAGCACAAGGGAGCUUGGAACAGUGAUGAGGAUGCUGGGUCAGAAUCCUACCAGAGAAGAACUGGAUGCUAUCAUCGAGGAGGUGGAUGAGGAUGGUAGUGGAACCAUUGACUUUGAAGAGUUUUUGGUCAUGAUGGUGCAACAACUUAAAGAAGACCAGGCUGGCAAGAGUGAGGAAGAGCUAUCAGAAUGUUUCCGCAUUUUUGACAAGAAUUGCGAUGGGUUCAUUGAUCGUGAGGAGUUUGCAGAAAUUCUGCACUCUACCGGAGAACCUGUGACUGAAGAAGAAAUUGAUGAACUGAUGUCAGAAGCUGAUAAAAACAAUGAUGGCAAGAUUGACUUUGAUGAAUGGCUGAAAAUGAUGGAACACAUACAGUAA